CUGCAUGUCAUUUUAUUUUGAAAAUCCAGAGGAGGUGUAGCUACGUCACUUUCACUUCCGUGUCAGCCAACAGGAGCAAGUUGUCAACGUAAACAGUGACAAAACACAAGAUGUCUAAUAAAGAAGUGAAAGCAGCACUAAAAAGUGCCAGAGAGGCUAUAAAAAACAAAGAGUUCAAAGAGGCUCUAAAACACUGCAAGGCUGUUUUGAAACUUGAGAAGAACAACUAUAAUGCAUGGGUAUUCAUCGGAUUGGCAGCCAGUGAACUCGAGCAACCAGAUCAGUCACAGACAGCCUACAAGAAAGCUGUUGAGCUGGAGCCUGAGCAGCUGCUGGCAUGGCAGGGCCUGGCAAAUCUUUAUGAGAAGACUGAUCAGUGGGAUUUCCAAAUUGAGCUACCUAACAUCUAUCAGAAGCUUGUUGAGCUGUAUGCAAGCUCUGACAAAAAUAAAUGUUAUGAGGUGAUCAGUAAGCUGUCUGAUAUCUAUCAGUCUGAUAAAGAAUAUUUAAAGUUGGCAAAGGUUUGGCUGCAGCUCCUUCAGGUGAAAGAGGAAGAGGCAGUGGACAAGAAAGAGUUACUGCAGCUAUGUCAACAGAUGACCCAACUCCUCUCAGAAUGCCUCAGUGAGGAAGAGCGGGACAGUGAAACGCAACAGCAUUUAAUCACAGCAUUUGAGAAGGCCAUGGUUCUCAUGGAUCCUGUACCAGGAGAGGAACACAAGAAGGUCUCAGCUGACUAUGUCAAAUGUCUCUCUAAACUGCCACAAGAAGAAGCCAAAAUGAAAGAGGCUUGUGAGUCCAUGCUGUCCCUCUACCCCAACCAAAGUUAUCCUCUUGAAGUCCUUUGUUCUCACUACAUCAAAACAGGUGUUCAGAAUGAGGACGCCGUUAGCUGUUUCUCCCGGCUCCUGGAUCUGGUCCCUGGCAGUGGAUUAGGUCACUUGGGUCUGGGCACCAAAGCACUGCAAGAAGGGAGGUUUAAAGAUGCCAUUAAGGACCUUGAACAGGGGUUGAAGAAAAUGAGCUCCAGUACAGGAUGGUGCAGUCUGGCUGAUGCUCAGUUUAAAAUGCAGAGAUACUCAGACUGUGCUAUGUCAUGCUCGCAAGGUCUCACAGUGUGUGUCUCCGGAGACAAAGAGCUGAGGGUCAAACUGCUGAGGCUGAAGCUAGAGGCUUUAGUCAGGAGUGGAGGAGAGAAGGAUGCAGACCUGGCUCUGGAGACUUUCUCACAGAUCCCAGAUGCUGAAAAAGACCCAGUUCUAGUAGCCCUUAAAGGACGUGCAUGCCUUAACAAGGGACAAGUUGAUCAAGCACUUAAGGUGUCAUCAGAGCUGGUGGCCUCUAACCCUAACCUGACCCAGGGUUUGGUACUGAGAGGACUGGCACAAUUGGCUCAGGGCCAGCAGCAGCUGGCAGAGGAAAGUUUCCUGAAGGCGGCUAGCCAGAGUCCAGACUGUGGAGAGUAUUAUUUCUUGCUGGGACGGCUCUACUGGGACAUGGGAGAAGAGACCCGUAAAGACCGGAGCAAAGCCCAUACACAUUUGCUCAAGGCUGCAAAGUUAGACCCAAACCUUGGUUGUGUAUUCCGCUACCUUGGACAUUAUUACCGGGAGGUGGCAAACGAUCGUGGCCGGGCACGAGGCUGCUAUAAGAAGGCCUUUGAGAUGGACAACGAUGAUGCUGAGUCUGGAGCUGCCUCAGUGGAUCUCAGUAUGGAGCAGGACGACAUGGAUUCUGCUUUAGCAAUACUUCAGUCAGUGAUUGAGAAAGCCACGCCAGGCUCAGCUAAAUGGGCUUGGAUGAGACGAGGGCUCUACUACCUGAAGGUCGGAGAGCAUCAACAAGCCGUAUCUGAUCUGCAGGCAGCUCUGAGAGCAGAUCCCGAGGACUGGGUGUGUUGGGAGUGUUUAGGUGAGGCCUACUUAAACCGCCGGAGCUUCACAGCCGCUCUAAAGGCCUUUGGUAAGGCCCAUCAACUUCAGCCCUCCUCCAUCUACAGCGUCUACCAGGCUGCUAGUAUCAAACAGACCCUGGGCAAGUUCAACGAGGCGGUUGCAGAGUACUUGCAGAUUACAGCGCAGCAGGAUUAUGUUCCUGCUCUUAAAGGUCUGGGGGAGUGCCAACUGUCUCUGGCAAAAAGUUUAAUGGAAGACUGCAGAGAUGGGGGAGCCAUUGACCUCAUUCAGCAAGCCAUACAGAACCUCUUCAGAGCUGUGGAGUUGCGUCCAGACCUGUCCUGUUUGUGGAAGCUGCUGGGAGAUGCUUGCACGGCAGUCUGCACUGUGUCGCCAAACAGAGGCCAGGUCCUAGUACCCGCCCUGCUGGCUGGUUUAGAUCCCAGCACCCAGAGCCACACACUGAACCAGGCCCAGACACUCAAAGUUGGUGAGAGGUGUUAUGCCCGUGCUCUGAAGCUGAUGUCUGAGGUCCCCACCCUUUGGAAUGACCUAGGACUCAACUAUUACCAUCAGUCCAGCCUACUCUGCUCUACAGAGGGAGACCAUAACUCCUCAUCUCUGCUCCUAGAGAAGGCCCAGCAGUGUUUAAAAAAGGCCAUCAUGAUGGACAGUGGGAACCAUAGCUACUGGAAUGCCCUGGGAGUGAUUUCCAUGAGCAAAGGUCUUGAGAACUUUGCUCUGGCUCAACAUUGCUUCAUCAAGUCCAUACAAGUUGAACCAAAUAAUGUUGUUGCUUGGACCAACCUUGGUACCCUGUAUUUAAAGAAGGACAAUAUAGAGCUCGCACACGAGGCCUUCAAGAUUGCCCAGUCACUGGAGCCGCUUUAUGUCAACUGCUGGAUCGGACAGGCGCUGAUAGCAGAGAGAGUGGGAAGCUAUGACACCAUGGAUCUUUUCAGGCACACCACUGAACUCAGCUCACAUAUGGAGGGAGUGAAAGGUUAUGCCUACUGGGUAUGUUCCACCCUGCUGGAUAAGAGCAACAGGGACUCUGAACUGUACCGCUACAACAUAGUCCAGAUGAAUGCCAUCUCUGCUGCUCAGGUGGCCCUCAGCAAGUACACAGAGAGGAUCCAGUCUGAUCCUGAUGCCUUCAUUAUGCUUGGCUUCCUGAAUGAGCAUCUGCAGCUGAAGAGGCAGGCCUUACAGGCUUACAAAAGAGCUGUUGAACUGCUUCAGUCCAUGUCCUCGACAGAAGAGCUGGCUUUUGCUCUGGGCAGCUAUGGCCGUGCUUUGUGCACCUCAGGCCAGUCCGAGGAGGCGGUGCGUGUUUAUAAUUCCACUCCACUGCAGGAGCUCAGUGAUCUAGUCGGGCUGGCUCUGGCCUACUGCAGGGCCGGACUCAUCCCAGAGAGCAUCAACGCCUAUGAACGUGCCUUGGCUGUGGCUUCCAGUGAGAAGGAGAAGGCUUAUAUCCUGACAGCUCUGGCACUGCUUCAGCACCGGCAGGGUAACCUAGACUCAGCCAAGACUCUGCUGUUUAAAUGCUCGAUGUUAAAGGAGCCAAUCUCCGAGUCUCUUCUGUGUUUAUGUGCCCUGGGAUUGGUCCACAGUGAUGCUACACUAGCAGCUGCUGCCCUGACGGAGCUGCUGAAGCAAGGUAAAGCCUCUGGCAAUGUUGUAGAGCAGCGGUGUCUGCUCACCUGCGCCUUGCUCGCCCUGCAGGGCAACUACAGCGCGGUGCAAAGAGAGGCUUCCAGAGCUGUACACAGUAAUCCUGGAAACCCAUCUCUGUGGGCCUUGCUGUCCAGGCUGGUACCACAAUACUACCCCAAGAAGGCAAAUGGUGGAGCGAUGGCUGGUCAUGUUGCCUGUCUCUCCAGUAUGACCCAAGGAAAGAGGGCGUUGCUGUACAGUGGAGUGAACCAGCUGGCUAAUGGGAGACACUCUGGAGAGGACCCUCACAGGAAUGCACUGAAGACUAUGCAGAGAGCUGUCAUGCUCUGUCCUGAUGAUCCAGCAACAUGGGCGGGAUUAAUGGCUGCCUGUCACACAGAAAACACCUCCUGUUAUCUUUCAGGCUCUGCUCCUUGCAGACGAGGAUUGGAGCAAACCCUCAUGUCAGUGGUUUCUGAGAAAGUGCAUAAUGUGGAGGAGAUCGAGCGCCCUCUAGCCCAGACUCUAGAAGGCUGGGUACUACAACAGGCAGUGACUGGUCUCAUGCUGGGGGGACAGCUGGAACAAGCAGAAGCCCUCUGCUCACAGGUGCUGAAUGUUUCUCCUGAACACCCAGCGGUGAUGCUGUCACUGAGACAGGUGCAGUGUCAGCGCCUCCUCCUGGCCGGUGGCGGUACUGUCCUCCCAGACUCUGUGCUGGAGCAACUAAACAACACAGUGAUGAUGAACCCCACCAACCUCGGGGCAUGGCACUGGCUGGCUGAGGUGUAUCGUAGCCAGGGCCUGCUGGUCCAGGCAGUCAUGGCUUACAGGCAGAGCCUGCAGCUGGCCUCACAGCUCGGCCUGCACAGCAGCCAGGUAGCCAGCCUGCUGCGACUAGCCCUGCUAGCCUUAGGACCCUGUAUGGCGGGCGUCCCAAGAAACGACUGGACGGACAUGAUACUAGAAGCCACCACUGAGGUCUUGAAGCUGGGUUCCUGCCCUAUGGCCCUCCUUUUCCAAGCCCUGCUCCAGUAUGUGACCAAGAUGCCUACCAGGGAAACGAGGCGUUUGUUGGAGAGGCUGGCUUACACUCAAGACUACCCAGUGACAGUGGUGCAGGUGGCCAGCUGGUACCUCCUCAGACACUUGCACGCCAAAAACGACCAGGAGCUAAUGAAUGUCCUUUUGCAACACACCAAACUGAAUGGAGACCAAAGACUGCUGGAGUUUCAUUCACUGCUUGCUUCUACGUCAGAUUGAAUUUUUGCAAGUUUACAAAUACAUCACUAUGAACUCAUGCAGCUUAGCGAGUUUAUUCACCGGCUGAAAUAAUCACUAAUACAGCUUUUCUGGGUUUUAAAUAUGAAAUCAUAUCAAAUGCACAUUAUGGGUCUGAUAUCAUCAUAUUUAUUGGCAUUAAAUGAUUCUUUGGUUUUACGUUAUACAGUGUUCAGGAAAGCAUCAACUCAGCAAAUCAAAAUGUUGAGCUUUAUCACAUAUUAUUUCAAAAUGGACUUCAAUAAAGGCAUCUUGCU
Messenger RNA from Sebastes umbrosus (honeycomb rockfish), 5092 nucleotides. RefSeq names its product tetratricopeptide repeat domain 37 (gene skic3). The transcript has 41 exons. The record is from RefSeq and is a predicted model, not a curated record. The coding region runs from base 111 to 4817 and encodes 1568 amino acids. NCBI's taxonomy places the organism in Eukaryota, Metazoa, Chordata, Actinopteri, Perciformes, Sebastidae. Gene Ontology annotation, molecular function: protein binding. Gene Ontology annotation, cellular component: Ski complex.